AAAAAAUACAUUUGGAAUAAUGAUCACCCUUACUGCAAUUUUAUGGAAGCUCGCAAUUUAUUUCGGGCUCUUCAUUUUGGCUUAUGUUAUAUAUUUGGUUUACAAGCUGAUCUUGUCGCCUUACUUAGUGUAUCUGAAGUAUAAGAAAUACUCUAAUGUUUAUACUACCGAUAGAUUUUACCCUCUCAUUGGUGAUGUUAAAGACGCUCUCAAAGAUAUGAAAGACGGAAAAGCUCAUUACUGAAACAGAAUCAGAGAUGCUGACAAGCUUAAAGACUUUGAUAUGAGACUAAGAUAUGAAGGCAUUGAUCCUGUCAUGCUGAUUCUCUCGAAUGAAGCCACUGAAGAGAUUAUUAAGAUGAUGCCUCAUCAUGUUGACAGAGCUGAUACUAAGAAAGGCAUUUACAAAGCAGGCAAACACGCAUUUAUAUUCAAACCAAGCACUGAAAAGACAAUGCAGAGAAGAAAACUCAUGGUCAGUGAAGUCUCCUUCAACAGGUCUUCAAGAUUUGUUCCUUUCAUUGUUCAGAGUACUCUGGAUAUCAUUGAUAAUUGCAUGGAUGAGAGCAAGGUUCAUGAAUUCGUUGAAAUCUCUAAUGUUCUUACUUUUGAUGCGUUUACUAGUAUCUUAUUCGGAAGUGAUCAAAAAGAGUUAGCUAACAAAAAGUAUCCUUUCGUUAUGCCUGAUGGCUCAACUAAAGGAAUGUGUUUAAGAGACUGUGUCAUCAACAGCUUCAAGGACCACUACUCCCAACUCUUCCACCCACUCACAGCAAUGGCGAGGUUCCUUAGUGAUUACAACUUAUGCAAUCCAUUCAAGAGAGACCAAAAGAAUUUAGAUACUUAUCUAAAUGCCUUAAAGAAAAUGUUUGAGAAUGCAAAAGAUCCUAACUCUAUCUCAAAGAGGAUUCUUGCUAACUCUGAUUUAUCACACUUUGAGAAGCUUCAUGACAUUAAUGCAUUCAUGGCUGCUGGUGCAGAGACCUCUUCUCAUGGUGUUGCUUCAACUAUCUUCUUGUUAAAGAAAUUUCCUGAGAAACUCGAGAAGCUAAGAGAAGAACUAAAAAAUCAUGGAGUCACAAAAGAAUACAUCAGACAAGGAAAAUUCUCAAUGGAAGAUCUUGCUGAACUUGAUUAUUUGAGCUAUGUUGUGAAAGAAUCUUUCAGGUAUGAAAGCCCAGGACCGGAAGCAUUCGUGUACACCCCAAAAAGAGAUAUUACUAUUAGAGGAGUCCCAAUUCCAAAGGGAAUGAUGAUAAGGAAUGAGAUCUAUAGUACCCACUAUAAUCCUAACUACUGGUACAAGCCAUUUGAGUUCGCUCCUGAAAGAUUUGAUGUAGAGUCUUCCUUCUAUGCUGAAGCAAGGAAGGCAGGCAAGACUGGGCCUACUCAUUCUAGGAGAACCUUUGGAGUAGGAGUUAGGUCUUGUCCAGGCAUGUCAUUCGCUACUCUUGAGAUUAAAAUCGCUGUAGCAGUUUUUUCUGUGAUGAUUGACUGGACUUUUGAAGGAGAUCUAUUGACCAGAGAAGGAGCAAGAUUCGGAAUUGGAAGUGAAGUGCCUUGACUAAUGAGAAUUAAGAAAGACUAUUAACG
Messenger RNA from Moneuplotes crassus, 1593 nucleotides. NCBI's taxonomy places the organism in Eukaryota, Ciliophora, Spirotrichea, Euplotida, Euplotidae. The record is from the annotation of a GenBank genome assembly.